GCUCUGUUCGGCUGCUUCAUCGAGCGGAAGUCUCUAGCCAAUUACCGUUUGUUCGUGGACUCGAGGUUCGUUGUUCUUAGAUUUCCCAGACUCAUCUGUUUCUGCAAUCCAUUUCAAAGUUUCUCUUUUUACUUAAUCCAAGUCAUUCGCGCAUUUCCUAAUUGGUCUGAGGUUUAGGGUUUUAGGGCACAUAGUUUUGUUUGAUUCGGGAGUAAUCGUUGAGAUGCUACGAGUUUGGUAUUCAAGAUGAUUCCUUUUCUCAAGAUAUUGUGGUUUCUUAGCAAAGAAGAUGAGUGGAGUUGGAGAGAAAGCUUCUGGAACAACUAAGACACCUGCUGAUUUCUUGAAAUCUAUCCGUGGUAAACCAGUUGUUGUCAAGCUCAACUCUGGUGUUGAUUAUCGAGGCAUUCUUACUUGUCUUGAUGGAUAUAUGAACAUCGCAAUGGAGCAAACCGAAGAGUAUGUAAAUGGCCAGCUGAAGAACACAUAUGGCGACGCUUUUGUCCGUGGCAACAAUGUUCUUUACAUCAGCACAACAAAGGGGACAUUGUCAGAUGGAGCAUAGCUCUCUUUCAUCACCAUGAAUGUUCAUCUUCUUCUCUACCUCUGGCAUAUGACAAAUGUAGGAUUUGUAGCAACCAGAGUUUAUCACCACUGCAUGAAUUCGACAUGUCUUUUUCUUCCGCAACUCAGUUUGUGUCUAAAUCAUCUCCAAAAUUCUGAGAUAUAGCUAGAUUUUUAUUUGUUAUGAAAUUUUUUUUAAUCACUGUUGGUCUUUGGAGCCUAAUUAUCGUGUUUUGAUGACGCAAUCACUGCGUCACAAUCUGAUGUCAUCUUAACAAUCAUUAAUGUAUUUUUUUUUUCUUUUCUCGUAAUAUUCUUAAUUAUUCUUCGACAGCAAAGGUUUAAAAACUCCUUAUUUCAAUCAUUAAUGUAUUUAUGAUUUGAUCGAAUAACAAUAAUAUAGCUUAUUUUGUUCUA
Molecule: messenger RNA, 981 nt
Organism: Arabidopsis thaliana (thale cress)
Lineage: Eukaryota; Viridiplantae; Streptophyta; Magnoliopsida; Brassicales; Brassicaceae
Gene: LSM6B
Product: Small nuclear ribonucleoprotein family protein
Exons: 4
Coding region: 290-565 (91 amino acids)
Biological process (GO): mRNA splicing, via spliceosome
Cellular component (GO): Lsm2-8 complex; nucleus; cytoplasm
Molecular function (GO): RNA binding
Source: RefSeq, marked reviewed